Messenger RNA from Dentiscutata erythropus, 607 nucleotides. The record is from the annotation of a GenBank genome assembly. NCBI's taxonomy places the organism in Eukaryota, Fungi, Glomeromycota, Glomeromycetes, Diversisporales, Gigasporaceae.
UUUUCCAAAUGAUAACAUUCGACUCAAAUAUUUGAGGUCUAAAGUAAUUUCAAAACCAGAUUUACUUACAGAAGCAGAGCUUUUCCGAACAGUUAUUUCUACUCCUGAACUUCGUACGAUUAAUACAACAAACACAGUAAAAGCAGCAAUGAGAAAAAUUAUCAAUGCACCAAUUCUCAAGUGGAAUGACUUUUUUGUUAAUGCCUAUAAUUUUUCAUUAACUCUUGAUACAAGCAACCGCAGAUUUAGAAACCCUGAAAUUAAGGAAAUUGAAUUAUCUGUUGAAGAUUCGGUUGUUGACAUAUUCUUGAAAACAGUGAAUGAAAUUAAUAAUCAAAGGUUAAUUCUCUUACCAAAACCGGAACGUUGGUGCAAACCUUAUGUAUUUGAAGGUAUUAAAGGUCGACUGGAUGCUGUACGCUGUAGUGCAGAUAAUAAAGAGCUUUUAAUAGCUCCUUCUAAGAUACUUUCAAUAGUAGUAGUUAAACCCGAACAAUUGAUGCAAAAUUUAAUAGAUCAUGGAACUGAAUUAUUUGAGGCAUACAAUACAGCAUUGACAACGAAUUAUAAUGAAGCAAGACAUGAAAAAAAUCAUUGGAAUUAUUAG